Messenger RNA from Plodia interpunctella (Indianmeal moth), 3665 nucleotides. RefSeq names its product BSD domain-containing protein 1-like. NCBI's taxonomy places the organism in Eukaryota, Metazoa, Arthropoda, Insecta, Lepidoptera, Pyralidae. The transcript is spliced from 9 exons. The record is from RefSeq and is a predicted model, not a curated record. Bases 133 to 1251 code for a protein of 372 amino acids. Gene Ontology annotation, cellular component: cytoplasm.
GUCAACGCAAACAAAAACUAUGUCAAAAUUAAUUCUAAAUUUUGUGUAAAAACAAUAACAAUUCAUACAACUAUUUGUAAAUAGAUGUCCAUGUGCUCCUUUUAUUUCGUCGUUCAGUGAAAAAUAUCCACGAUGGCUGAAAAGUCAAGUGAAGCAAGCCCUAGUGAGGCCAGCACUCCGCAGAGUGACGAGAGAGAGUCCGGCAACUGGUGGGACAGCUGGCUGUCAUCCGCCAAGACCAAGUCGGCAGAAGUGUACUCAAUGGUGAGAAAGGACCUGGACGAAAUAGGGAGCGCCGUGAAGAGCGAGGCCACCCACGUGUUCAGCACAACCUCGAACGUCAUCGGGAAGACCCUGAAGUUGGACGAGCCGGAAUCUCCAGCAAACGUAAUGAAAAAAAGUCUUAGCACAUUCAUUGGGCAAGUGAGCACAGUAUUGAAUCCUGAGCCGGAUGAUGACGACGACACGGAGGUGAUCCUGUCUUCGGGCGACACAACCAUGCUCACCACAUACAAGAAAGAGCUAGAAGCGCUCCAACGCCUCGACGCCACAUUCAUAGUGCCGACGACCAGCCCGGAGUUCAGCGCGUGGCUGGCGACCUUCGAGAGCGUGUACAGCGCUAUAAUGUCCCACAGGGCUACAGUGCGGCGGCUGGGCGCCAGCCCCUUGCUGCGGGCGCAGUAUGACAAGCUGGUGCCCGAUGCUGUGUCGCAUGCUGACUUCUGGGAACGAUACCUGUUCCGCGUGGCGCUGCUGCAGGACCGACUGGCGGCCGCGUCCCGGAAGCCCCCCACGGAGCCCCCCACUGACGAUCCUGUUCUCAAGCAUUUACCGCUACAGACCCCUAUACAACAGAGCCCCAAAAAAGUCCUUUCAGGAAUAGAGAGUGAGACACAAUCCCCGUACGAGAGUCCCGAAGCAGAUGACGUGGUCACUUGGGAUAAUGAAGAGUUCGCAAACGACGUAGAACUAACAGAAGAACAACAGACCUUAUUGCUUGAGGAAUAUGAAAGAGAAAUAACAUCAAAGAAACAGAAACAGCGUACCACAGACAACGCACAAACCAGAGACAAACUCAACAACAAAAUCAUAGACAAGAAAACCAAAUCGCCUAAGAAGGCCGACGAUUGCGGUAAUAACAUUGUAGAAGAUUAUUUCGGCGAGAAAGAAGUAAAAGAUGACGCUAGUGCGAAUUCUGAUGAAAGUUGGGAGAAAGAAUUUGAAAUCGAUGACGUAGACGCGAAAGCUUGAAUUUCUCCGGCCAUAGACAAUUUUCGAACGUGAGUGACGUCUUUUUGAUUUUUCGUUCAAAUUCUAUUUUUUUUUUUUUACUUGGAUGUAAUAUAUACAUAUUUUUUAAGUAUAUAUACAUUUUAAUGUAUACGUUGAGAAAAAUAGUUAUCGUGAAAUUAUGACUCAAAAGAUUUUCUGUUGUUAAAAGUCAAAUUAUUUAUAAAAAAGUACUCAACAGUAUCAAAAAAUCAUUUCGUUAAAUUUUAUUCUAUUUAUUAAAAAAAUGAAAAUUAUACUUUUAAUUGCCAAAAAGAAAUCCUGGUGGAUGAGAAAAAAGUUAAUAGUAAAUUAUUGCACCAAAUAAAAUCUUCGAGACGUUGCGUCGUUUAAAAAUUGAAUAUUUAAAAAAUUAACGAAUAGUAAGGGAAAUUAAAUUAUCCGGCUCAAUACUGCCUUAUACAGUAACGGCUAGCCAAUUCAUAGCAUGUAUUUGAUGCAAGCUUUAUACUGCGGAAUCAACAUCACAGUGUUACACUUUCAAUCUAGCCUUAGCACGUUGCCAUAAAGUCCACAAAAACUAUUCAUGUAAUCGUAUUUCAUUUAAUGAAAAAUCUGCAUUCACUUUUUUUUUAUUUGCAACAUUAUAGAAGUUCAGAUUAAAGUUUCCAGAAGCAAGUUUUUUUAUAACAUUACAUUAAUAUGGCUAUAAUGUUAAAGCAACUAUAAGCAAAAGUAUAUUUUGUCACUGUCGCACUUUAUAUUAUUAGACAUUGACAGAAUGAGGUAUAUUAUAUAAAAAGUCAAUGCAUUGAAAAACUUUGAUAGGUACUCUUUAUUAACUUACAACAUAUUAUUUUUAAUUCACAACUCUUUGUUUCUGAAAUAUAUUAAUUUUAAUUUUUGUGUCAAUAUUGAUGAAUAUACAAACAAAAGUGGCAAAGAUUGAACGUGUAACUGUCAUACAAAAUAUUGUUGGCUGAUAAAUAUACUAAUCGACAUAAGUUGUAUGUAUCACUAGGAUAAGCGCAUAUUCUAUUUUUACUCCAUAAAUUAUCCUUAGCGGCCACUGUGGGACGAGUGUCUAUGCCUCUCAUUCGACAUACACAUUGUGUGCGAUGAAAAUAAAGCUAUUUCAUCACAAAAGUAGGUAGCCGGUAGGCCAGUCACAGUUUUAAGGGAUAUGUGGCUAAAAAGCUCGCAUGUUUUGUGAAUGAGCCGGUUUAAGAUUGGGCUGACCCAAGUUGAAUACCGUAGUAUGACACACGCGUGUAUUGGUCAUUACAUACUCUGCUUUAUUAUCGCGCUCCACUUCAAGUCACGCAUAAAUUCACCUUGGUAUGUAAUCACCAUUGACACGCUUGUCUAAGUGUAAUUUUUUGAAACGUCCAUAGUGCAACUAAGCUUUUGUACUAAUUUCUAACCAGCAUUUAUUUUUCACAUUGUUUGAAUGCUGUGUUGAUUUUAAAUUAAUCUCUAUCUAUUCUCUUCUCCCUCAUUUGAGCCAUAGAGCAUUCAGCGUCCAGGGUUCACUCAAAGAUUUUAGUUUAAUCAUUCCAACAUUGUGUUUACUUUCUCUUAUGAAUUUAUUUCGUGUCCCUUAUGUAUCUGUCCAAUUUUUAUGUAUUUUUGCACAGACUGAAUCGAAUUUGUAUUAUGUAAUUCAUUACUGCAUUUUUGCAGUCGAAUAAACGUUUCGAAGUCUAUGCAAAAUUACAACGAAAGCUUUAUUCUUUUAACUGUACGUCUAGCAUAUGACUUAACAUACGAUGGGGUACAAUAACGUGUCAAGUGUGAUAUCCAUAAGAUAGGAUUAUUUUUCGAAAUAGUAUAAGUAGUGACUAGUUAAAUUUGUAAGCUUUUUUCAAUGGGCGUGAGCCGUCACAAUGGUGUGAUUUUUUUUUUUGUGUUUUCAACAUGUUUCGUGCAAUAGUUUGAUUCGUUCUGUAAUCCAAACGCGAAGAAUUUUUAGCUUGUGGCUUUUUUAAUAUACCUUUUGACUGCAAAAUUUUCUAAGUUUAAAAAAUACGUACAGAAAAUAUAGAUAUUUUUAGAAAUUACAAAACCGUGACGUCAUCGAUCAAGCAUAUAAUAGCCAUUUAAUAUGUUGUCUCGAUUUAAACAAUAAGCAUAAAUAGCUCCUAUGAUCAACCCGAAUUUUGUAAUAGCAUGUUAUUUUACCCGCUUGCGUGGUCUGUGCUCUUCUAAAUCUAUGAUUUAUUUUAAGAUAUUUUUAUAGGCCUUUUCGCGCAUCUAUUACAGAACUGUAUUUUUAGGCGGUUUAAUUAUAUUUCGAUUAUUUUUAUUUUAAAUUUAUAUUAUAUUAAAUAGGUUUAAAAUGGAUUGUCACCGUGUAUCGAGUUGGCAUUAGGAUUCGUUAUGUUUGUGUAAAUUAUGAUUAUAAUGAAUAUGAAUAAAAGUUAUUAAAAAUCGUA